Messenger RNA from Bursaphelenchus xylophilus (pine wood nematode), 1069 nucleotides. The record is from the annotation of a GenBank genome assembly. NCBI's taxonomy places the organism in Eukaryota, Metazoa, Nematoda, Chromadorea, Rhabditida, Aphelenchoididae.
AUGUCAGAUCCAGAUUAUCCACAGCCAUCUUCCAGUAAAUCGCUCCGAAAAAGGAGAAAAAGAAGUGAAAGUAUAGGGAAAAGGAAGCCCACUGAUGGCAGGACAGAAAACGUCAAGUUCUAUGAACAACGAGUGUUGUCGGCACUGGUGGCUGAUGUGGACACUCUUCAUGAGGACUUUCUGAAGACCCCGACCUGGAGUUACCGCGAUUUCUCGAGUUGUUUCCUCAAUCGCGAGUUCUCUACAAUAUUUCUCGGUCGAAUGAAUGCCGCGGAUUUGAUAGAAGUAAGUAAAAAGGUAAUUUUUUAUUUCCUUUAGUUCUCCGAGAUCCUUCUCCUAUAUUCGUCCAGUUUCAUUUUCACUUUGAUCUCAAACAAUAAUGUCCCCAAAUAUGUCAAAACCACCAACUCCAACGAACUUGCGAAGAUUCAGCCAUGUCGGAAACAACGACUUCUCAAGGUAACUCUUAUCAUUAUUUCUUAUUCCUUUAGGAUCGAGUGUUUGGAAUCUAUUUAACAUAUACGUUGUUCUUCACUCAGCCUCAGAAUAAUAUUGCCAAUAUAAAAGUGACGGUUAAUCAGAUGGCCGAGUUGGAGGAGCUCUGUCAAAGCGAUCUGGUGAGGAAUGAAUGUCUGGAGGCGUUGUUCUGCGUUCACAGACUGGUCAAUCAUCACGCCUUUAUGAUAAAACCUUUUGAACAAGAUGUAAGUAUGUUAUAACAGAUACCGACUGUUGGCUCUGCGUAACCUAAUUUCUUUAUAGUUUAAUCCCCUAUUGGCUCGUCGUUUCAAUUUGGAAGAGCUUCUGGGCGAAGGAGCUCAAGUGGAUACCUUAAUGAGCGAUCCUUUAUCCGCUCUUCAUAAUCUUCUCACCGAUAGCACUUUGGAGGUAGGUCCCCCUUGAUAAUUGUCAUUUUGGUUUUUAGCAAGCCGACGUCAUCCAUCAAACCUAUAAUCGACUCAAGGUGGGGAUGGAAUUGCCUGAGGGAAUCGAUCUGGUUAAAGAUGGUCUGAUGUCCCGAGUAAAGGAAAUCCUGGAGGAAACUGUAAAAGAGCUGGACGACAUGUAA